AUGGUGGAGCUUCGUACUGGCAUAAGGCACCACUCAUCCAUACCCGCGACCCAACCUCCAAGCUCCCCUAUCCUCUCUCUCUCUCUCAGAGCCACCCAAGACCCAAACCCUCUUUGUAUAUGUUUCUCUUUACCUCUGUGUGUGUGUCUCUCUCUCUCUCGCACACCUAGCCCUCCACGACCCAAACCCUCUAUCUAUGUUUCUCUUUCCUUCUGUGUCUCUCCCUACCGUAGUAGCUCGCGGAGUAGGGAGCCAGAUCUGGUCGCGGUGUUGCGCGGGCUAGGUGGAAGAUCUGGGUUGGCUAAGUGGAGAUCUGGGUUGGGUUUUCUGAGAGAUAAAGUGGUGAUGUGGGCUGGGAGUGGUGGUGGUGGUGCUGUGGAGAAGAUGAUGACUCUUGAUUUUGUUUUUGUUUUUAUCUUUUAA
Prunus armeniaca (apricot) is the source of this 423-nucleotide messenger RNA. The record is from the annotation of a GenBank genome assembly. NCBI's taxonomy places the organism in Eukaryota, Viridiplantae, Streptophyta, Magnoliopsida, Rosales, Rosaceae.